Molecule: messenger RNA, 1338 nt
Organism: Striga hermonthica
Lineage: Eukaryota; Viridiplantae; Streptophyta; Magnoliopsida; Lamiales; Orobanchaceae
Source: the annotation of a GenBank genome assembly
AUGGAGAAUUGGGGAAGGCUGAGCCACCUUUUCGCGGCGGUUUUCCUGUCCAACAUGGCGUCCUACGCAGUGAAUCCGGCCAUCACUGACGUCAUCGUGGAGGCCGUGUGCGGCGGCAAACAGGAAUGCUCCCUCGCCAUUUACCUCACCGGCGUCCAGCAAGCGGUCACGGGUUUGGGGGCGGUGGUGAUGAUGCCGGUGAUUGGGAAUUUAUCGGAUAUUUACGGUAGAAAAAAAUUGAUGUUGAUCCCCUUAAUUCUAAGUGUUUUCCCCUCAGCGAUCUUGGCAUGGCAGAGGACCGAAAACUACGUGUAUGUGUACUUUGCGUUCAAGAUUCUUACAGCUAUGGUCACGGAGGGCGGCGUAAUUUGCCUUGCUCUUGCCUAUUUGGCAGAUAAUGUACGUGAGGAGAAACGCGUAUCUGCAUUUGGAAUUCUGUUUGGUGUUGUGUCGGCUGCGAACUUGUGCGGUACCUUAGCGGCUCGAAUAUUAUCCACACCCCACAUAUUUCAGGUUGCAGCUGGAGUAUCGUCUUUGGCUGUGAUAUAUGUGAGUCUCAUGCUGAAAGAGUCACAUGCUAAAAGUAUAGGUUGCAGCUUACGUGGCGAUGUUUAUGAUGAUUUACUACAGCAAACGAUUCUUAGAGCAGAGUCCGAUGAAAAUCGAGCGAAUAAUUUGGAGUUGAACAAGAAGUUGAACUUUGUCACAGGAAUCCCAUCACCUAAGGAUAUAAUCGGCUUGCUUACAAGCAGUGUCACGAUUUCUCUGUUGACUUUUGUUGCUUUCUUCAAUAGCCUUGCCGAUGUUGGAGUUCAAUCAUUUCUCCUGUACUUCUUAAAAGCUCGAUUCAAUUUCAUGAAGGACCAAUUUGCGGAUGUACUUCUCAUCACUUACGUUGGGGCUACUUUCUCCAGUAUGUUCUUCCUACCUGCAUUGGGUCCAUUAAUUGGCGAGGAGAUAUUGCUAAUUCUAGGACUAUUUGCUGGUUUUGUAAAUAUAUUUCUUGACAGCAUAGCUUGGUCAGCUUGGGUACCUUACGCUUCUGCUUCCCUGGGUUUUUUCUUAUCCUGGGCCGCGCCUAAUCUACGAAGCUUGGUUUCCAAACAAUCAGGGCCACAUGAACAGGGUAUUGCUCAAGGAUGCAUUUUGGGCAUAACAUCACUGGGCAGUCUUUUAUCCCCUAUUGUUUACAGUCCUCUAUCAGCUUUGUUUUUGGCCGAGGAUGCACCAUUUCAUUUCCCGGGCUUUAGUAUCUUCUGCGUAGGACUCGCUUAUCUGAUAGGUUCGAUUCUCAGUGUAUUUAUAAAGAUCCACAUCGGUAGAAGAAGCAGAGUUUGA